Messenger RNA from Lasiodiplodia theobromae, 231 nucleotides. Its product is annotated as Endoglucanase type F. The record is from RefSeq and is a predicted model, not a curated record. Lineage: Eukaryota; Fungi; Ascomycota; Dothideomycetes; Botryosphaeriales; Botryosphaeriaceae. The transcript has 2 exons. Bases 1 to 231 code for a protein of 76 amino acids.
AUGAUCAGCGAGGUCCUCGAGAACCACCGUUCCAGAUACAAGAGUGAUGCGGCUUUCAUAGAAGACCUGCGCGAAAUCGUCGAUGAAGACUUCGACAAGAUUUCUCUGAUUGCUCGAUCUUUCGCUGAAGAUGAUGGCCGUCAGAUGAUUAACGAUGAGGAUGUUGAACUUGCCAUAUACAUGGCACUCGCAUCUUCUUUGGUGGACAUGCUCCCCAAGUCCCCCAAGUAG